AUGUGGGCCUGGGCACUGUGGCUGCUGCCCCUUCUCUGCAGACCCACCCGGGCAGCUCUGCCAGCUAAGCCCGAGAACAUCUCCUGCAUCUACCACUAUAAGAGAAAUUUUACCUGUACCUGGAGUCCGGAGAAAGGCGCCAACCACACGUGGUACCAGGUGAAGAGAACUCACACCUUUGGCGAGGACAGCGACACCUGUAAUUCCACAAGUGAGGGGCGCGCUUCCUGCUCGUUUGUUCGUCUAAUCACGUACCCAGAUAUUUACCAGAUUCAAGUGCAAGCUCGGAACGCAGAUGGGAUGGCCGAGUCCGAUGUCACCGUUUGGGACUUGGAUACCAUAAUAAAAGUCGAACCGCCUGUGAUUUUCAGCGUGAAGCCAGUGCCGGGCGUCAAGCGGAUGCUUCGCGUACAGUGGGCGAAGCCCGUCUCAUCGGCUCUCAAUUACACGCUUCGAUUCAGAGCCAACGGCAGUGACCCCUGGAGGGAAGUCAGCUUCGAGAAGGAGAUGGACGGAGACUCAGCCUACAACCUCACGGGGCUGCAGGCGUUUGCGGUCUACGCCGUAGCUCUGCGGUGUGCGGCUUGGAAGUCCAAGUUCUGGAGUGGCUGGAGCCGAGAAGAGGCGGGAAUGACUGAGGAGGAAGCUCCUCUCGGCCUGGACGUGUGGAGGACCCUCGGCCCAGCCCGGGCGGACGGACUACGGCCCGUGAUGUUGCUGUGGAAGAAGGCAAGAGGAGCCCCGCCCCUGGAGAGGACGCUUGGCUACCUCGUACAGUACUUUCCAGAAAACAGUACUCACCUUGCAAAGACCGAGAACACCACACACGAGCACCAGGGCCUGGAGCUGUACCUGGGUAACGAGACCUACUGGGUGUCUGUCGUUUCCUACAAUUCUCUCGGACACAGUCCCACGGCCACCCUGAGGGUUCCAGCCGUCGCCGAACAGCCGGUUCAGUGCAUCGAGGCCGUUCAGACCCACUUCACCGCGGACUGGCUGGUGGUGACGUGGCAGAGCUCCGCCCCGGACGUGGACGCGUGGAUCGUGGAGUGGCUCCCAGACCUGGAAUCCGCCCCCCUGUGCUGGGAACCGGUGUCUCGGGCCAGGAACUGGACAAUCCAGCGAGGUAGCCUCAGAUUGCCUUUCUGGUGCUACAACAUCUCGGUGCAUCCAGUGCUGCAAGACGGAGUGGGCCAGCCAUACCGCGCCCAGGUUUCUUUCGAGCAAGACGUCCCAUCAGCAGGUCCCGUGACCAAGGUGGAGAACAUCGGCGUGAAGACAGUCACCGUCACAUGGAAGGAGGUCCCCAAAAGUCAGAGAAAUGGCUUCAUCAGCAACUACACCAUCUUCUACCAAGCCGAGAACGGAGAGGGAUUCUCACGCACAGUGGACCCCAGCACCCUGCGGUAUGGCCUGGAGUCCCUGACGCGGGGGACGCCCUACACUCUGCAGGUCAUGGCCAGCACCCGGGCCGGCGGCACCAACGGCACCAGGGUGAACUUCAAGACGCUGUCCAUCAGUGUCCUCGAGGUCUACCUCAUCACCGCGCUGGUCGGCGGCGGGCUGCUCAUCCUCACGGUCCUGACGGUGGCCUACGGCCUCAGAAGGCCCAACAGGUUGAAGCACCUGUGUUGGCCGCAGGUCCCCAACCCCGCCCAGAGCAGCCUGGCCACCUGGGUCGGCCUGCAGACGAAGCUGCCGCAGAAGGGGUUGGACGACUCUGUGACUGCAGAAGACAGGAUUCUAAAGCCAUGUCCUGCCCCCAGUGACCUUAUUGACAAGCUGGUGGUGAACUUUGAGAAUUUUCUGGAAGAGGUUUCCUCAGAGGAAUCCGGAAAGGGCCGGGAAAACAUUUUGGGAGGGGAAAACAAUGAAUACGUGACUUUCCCUCACCAGGCCCCCACGGCGACUGAGGGGGCGCCCGGAAAACCGCAGCACCGGCGGUCCGGGUGGCCGGGGGGCGCCGGCCCAGGAACCGAAGAGCCGCUGCUGCCCUCGGCGCAGGGCGCCGGGCCGGCCCGCGUGCCGGAGCACGGGCCACCCAACCCCUACCUGAAGAACUCCGUGACAACCAGAGAGUUUCUCGUGUCCGAGACGCUGCCGGACCACGGCAGGCGAGAAAUCUAGGUGCCACAGGGCUCAAGUCCCUCUGAGUCUCGCUGCCCGGCGCCUGCAGAGGGGACAGCAUGGCCGGCCGGGGGAGCUUCCCCAGCCUUCCUGCCCACCCCUGCCCCCCUCGCAGGGCGAGUCUGCCAGCCCCUGGGUGGCCAGGCCCAAACCAACACGACCUGCCCACGUGUCACUGAGG
This is a messenger RNA of Artibeus jamaicensis (Jamaican fruit-eating bat), 2308 nucleotides long. It is a transcript of the gene IL31RA, whose product is annotated as interleukin 31 receptor A. The transcript is spliced from 14 exons. The coding region runs from base 1 to 2127 and encodes 708 amino acids. Gene Ontology annotation, molecular function: cytokine binding; cytokine receptor activity. Gene Ontology annotation, cellular component: signaling receptor complex; external side of plasma membrane. Lineage: Eukaryota; Metazoa; Chordata; Mammalia; Chiroptera; Phyllostomidae. The record is from RefSeq and is a predicted model, not a curated record. Gene Ontology annotation, biological process: cytokine-mediated signaling pathway.